Gekko japonicus is the source of this 993-nucleotide messenger RNA. It is a transcript of the gene FAM3D, whose product is annotated as family with sequence similarity 3 member D. The record is from RefSeq and is a predicted model, not a curated record. The transcript is spliced from 10 exons. The coding region runs from base 130 to 810 and encodes 226 amino acids. NCBI's taxonomy places the organism in Eukaryota, Metazoa, Chordata, Lepidosauria, Squamata, Gekkonidae.
CUGCUGGACAUUAACUCCUCUGAUAGAGCUUUUCAAACGGCAUCAGAACAGCAAGUAUCCAGGAAAACAGGUUAUCUCGUCGCCUUUGAGAAGCCACUGCAAUUUGGGCUGCUACGCUAAAGCCAAAGGAUGCGACUGACAGUCGUGCUGCGGGGCCUGGCUAUACUCUUCACUUUAGUCACAACCUGGCUCUUCGCCUCCACCUAUUUCCACCAAGUCAGCACAAAAUCAGUCAACCUGAGGAGCUGGUUGGGAUCCGUUGACACGCAAACUAAAGCAUCAAAAGUCCGAAAUAAGUGUGGCAAUCGUCAAAGUUGCCCUGAAAACACCUUUUCUUUCAAGAUUGUCAGUGGCGCGGCCAAUGUCGUCGGACCUUCCCUGUGCCUUGAGGAUACUGUAUUUAUGAGCGCUAUCAAAAAUAACGUUGACCGGGGUUUGAACAUUGCUCUUGUCAAUGGAACUAAUGGCCACGUCAUCAAGAUGGGUUCCUUUGACAUGUAUUCUGGAGAUAUAAAGGAUUUAGUGACAUUCCUGCAGGACAUUAAGCAAGGUUCCCUUGUGCUCAUCGCCUCCUAUGAUGACCCGGGCACAAAGCUGAAUGAUAAAGCACGGGAGAUGUUGACUGAACUCGGGAGCAACUAUGCCGGCAAGCUGGGAUUUCGGGACAGUUGGGUCUUUCUUGGUGGGAAAGGACUCAAAGGCAAAUCCCCGUUUGAACAGUACUUGAAAAAUAAUAAGGACACCAACAAAUACGAUGGCUGGCCUGAAAUGCUGGAAAUCGAGGGCUGCGUGCCCAGGAAGAUAGGGUAGCGGUGGGCUCGAGGCAGAACCGCAGCUUCCGUGGUCUCCAUGAAUAGACUUUGCCUUUGCCCCCAACGGAUUCCACCCUCUGGUGCUGCCAUUGCUCUUGCCACUCAACAUCUCUUUGGCACAGGCCCGUGGAGCCCAGCACGUCAAGCCUGUCAGCUCUUCACGGCAGCCCAGGAGGAGCGG